AUGGAACCUUUUAAGAUUCUCACCAAAUUCAAGCCAGAAGGGAACUCACGAUACAGGGGAUCAAGGUGGGAACCACCACGAAGUCAGGCUCAGGAUCUUCGUGAUCGGAACCAACGAGACUCGAGACGCCCAAGAACACCACCACGCGGUUCUGUUGCAGACUCUAAAGAAGAAGGAGAGAUACGCAAUGAAGAGGUGGUGAAUGGGGCUCAGAAACAGAUAGCUCCUGCUACUGUGACAUCAGAAGAGGUGGAGCAGGCAACAGGGCACAGACAUGAAGUGCCAUUAGAGGUAACUGAUGUUUCUCUUGCUGUGGAAGUAGAUGAGGAAAAGAAGUUGGCAAUGGCUGGGGGGAUUAAUGGUCCUAGUGUAGAGCUAGCUAAAGAGGUGAUGGAAUUAGGGGAAAAGCAGGAUGAUGAUGGUCUUUUGGUCUUUGAUGAUUCGGAACUUAUUCUGGAUGGGGUCGAUACUCUAAUGGAAGAUGAUGACGAGUUCCAGGCUCUCACAGAUACUGAAGUGGAGGAGAUGGACAAUAAAAAUGAGGAGAAAGAAGAAAUGAAGAAGGCGGGAGAACAGGAACCUGUGGGUGACGAUGAGGACAAAAAGAAGGGAUCAAGAAAGGCUUUAUUUAAGCCCACAUCUUUGGCUGUAGGGACUUCAAAGAAGCUGUUUGUGCAGGCGGCUUUAUCACCAAGGAAAAAGGCUCAAGGUAAGACAGGGAAGAAGCAGGGAGAAGUUGCAAGAAAGAAAGAGGAGAAGGGACCAUUAAUCCCGAAACCACCCUCUUCCAAACCUUGA
Molecule: messenger RNA, 798 nt
Organism: Raphanus sativus (radish)
Lineage: Eukaryota; Viridiplantae; Streptophyta; Magnoliopsida; Brassicales; Brassicaceae
Exons: 2
Coding region: 1-798 (265 amino acids)
Source: RefSeq, a predicted model, not a curated record